Molecule: messenger RNA, 537 nt
Organism: Phytophthora sojae
Lineage: Eukaryota; Oomycota; Peronosporomycetes; Peronosporales; Peronosporaceae
Exons: 4
Coding region: 1-537 (178 amino acids)
Source: RefSeq, a predicted model, not a curated record
AUGGAGACAGUAGCUCUGGAAUGGAUCAGCUCGCGGGAGGUGGAGCCUCGAGAUGUCGUGCAGUUUGUGCAGCAGCUCAACAAUGUCCCCGAGGAAGCCGUGUGUGAAGUUGGCGACAUAUUCUCGCGCCGAUGCCGUGUGAGCUUUGGGAACGAGGACGGACGUCCAAUUCGAAACGAAGUCCAUCUGAGCUGUGAGCCGCGGAUUGUAGAUGAUCCGACUAUGCAGCGAGCGGUGAGGGUGAAAAAUGACUUUAUACCAGACGAUAAAGCUCCAGCGCCUGUACUACCGAUGGAAAAGGUGAUCGCUCUGAUCGACCUCGUCGGGGAUCAAGUCGUCGAUGCGCAAGAAGCGUACGAGCUAUUUGCCGACGCUGAUGCCCUUGAAAGUCUCCGGUAUUUGCUGACGAAGCUGAUCCAGAGCAGCAAUGUCGCUGUGAGGCGUAUCCCUUCAGCUACCACCACUCCCUUCCUCUCGUAUACAGACUUCUUAGCAUGCUACGUGGCGUAUCUGGCCAGCCUCCACUCUUCAACAUAA